CAGACAAUCCGCAGCCCCUGUCUCUGGGCACUCACCAGACAACCCCGCUGAGAACUCUCCUCUCCAAACACGGGACAAUGAGGCUUUGGUUGUAUCUCGUUCUCAUUGCAGCAGCGUUUGAAGGCGCCCGGUCCCAGGUGCAGCUGGUGGAGUCCGGAGGGGAUGUGAAAAAGCCCGGAGACUCUCUCCGCCUCUCCUGCAAAGCCUCCGGGUUCACCUUCAGCAGCUACUGGAUGGACUGGGUCCGCCAGGCUCCCGGGAAGGGGCUGGAGUGGGUCGCCAGCAUUUACAGCACCAGCAUAUACUACAGUGACUCGGUAAAAGGGCGAUUCACCGUCUCCAGAGAUGACCCCAACAACCUGCUGUAUCUGCAAAUGACCGGCCUGAAGCCCGAGGACACCGCCCGGUAUUACUGUGCGAGAGACACAGUGAGGGGAAUCCCGAUACUGCUAAUACAAAAACUCAAGAUGCAGAAUCUUUUCUGUCAUGCGCCGCAUGGGGGCAGCACUUCCCCGAACAAUCCAGCCCUGGGCACAGGAACGGGAGCUACAACCAGAGCGAAAAAUCAUCUCUCGUCAGGUGCCUGGUCCCAAAUCCAGCUGGUCCAGUCCAGGCCCAGCGUGGUGAAGCCCGGAGAGCCCCUCUCACUGACCUGCACCGUGUCUGGUUACUUCAUUUCUUCUGGCUCCGACUGGGCUUGGAGCCGGCAGGCUCCUGGGAAAGGCUUGGAAUAUAUGGGGCAUAUAUACGGACCUAGCCAGGGCACCAACUACGCCCCGGCUUUCCAGAGCCGAAUCACCAUUGCCGCAGACACCACCAAGAACCAGCUCCACUCGCUGACAGCUGCAGACACUGGCACCUAUUACUGCGCCAGACAAAUAGUGACACAGAGGGACCCUGCCCUGUCAGAAGGGAACAUCGCCAUGUACUGA
Mauremys reevesii (Reeves's turtle) is the source of this 932-nucleotide messenger RNA. RefSeq lists its product as uncharacterized. The transcript is spliced from 4 exons. NCBI's taxonomy places the organism in Eukaryota, Metazoa, Chordata, Testudines, Geoemydidae. Gene Ontology annotation, cellular component: external side of plasma membrane; immunoglobulin complex, circulating; blood microparticle. Gene Ontology annotation, biological process: B cell receptor signaling pathway; innate immune response; phagocytosis, engulfment. The coding region runs from base 78 to 932 and encodes 284 amino acids. The record is from RefSeq and is a predicted model, not a curated record. Gene Ontology annotation, molecular function: immunoglobulin receptor binding; antigen binding.